Messenger RNA from Plasmodium fragile, 837 nucleotides. RefSeq lists its product as uncharacterized. The transcript has 2 exons. The coding region runs from base 1 to 837 and encodes 278 amino acids. The record is from RefSeq and is a predicted model, not a curated record. Lineage: Eukaryota; Apicomplexa; Aconoidasida; Haemosporida; Plasmodiidae.
AUGAAUAACUGUCAACAGACAGAAGAAACAAAAAAGUUAUUCCCUGGUGCUGUUAAAGUUCUCAUUUUUACUCUUUUACUAUGGACAUGGCAACACUUUAAUAUGUCCGCUACAUAUGGAGCACAGCUGGACAACAAGGAUGUAGGGGAAAAGGGGUCAAGCAUGAAGGGCGCCAGGUGCCUGAAGGGAACUGAAACUUUAUUUCCGGAUUAUUAUGAGUUUUCAGGAAAACGCGGAUCAUCUUAUUUUUGCCCAAAUGACAGUGACAGCGUACAGGGAAGUCAAUAUUUUUGUCCGGGCCUAUCUAAAGGACAAAACAAGGAUUACUACGAAAUGACAAAGUCUGAUGCGGGAGACUCAAGUGUAUCAUAUCAGGAAUCGACCAAUGACCUGUUCUACAACGAUAAUUAUGAAGAUCUAGUAGAAUAUAAUGGAAUUGAUGUAUGUAAUUAUGGACAAAGCCAGCAUGGUCGCAGUAGACUUAGUAGAAGCAUAAGGCGCAUACGGAACUUUUUACGUAAAAUGGAUAAGUGCUUUGAGAAGCAAUUGAAAAGAGUGAUGUGGUAUGAAGAAGAAAGUAUUCGUAAUAUACGUGGAAGGAUGAGUGGAAUGGCAAGAAUGAAAGUAUUUUUGCUUGAGAAAAAUAUAAUGUCACCAGCAAUAAUAAGUGCUGUGGUCUCAUUAAUAUGUGCGACGGUAGGUCACACUAUGAUUAGUAUCAUAUUUGCUAUGAUAACAAAUGUUAUCUUAAUUUACAUCAUACUAAAAAUUUUAAAAAUGGGGUUAAAUGCAACAACAUUAUUAAAGUGUUCACGGGAAGGAGCAUAUUUCGUAUAA